Molecule: messenger RNA, 873 nt
Organism: Drosophila bipectinata
Lineage: Eukaryota; Metazoa; Arthropoda; Insecta; Diptera; Drosophilidae
Gene: Smug
Product: Single-strand-selective monofunctional uracil-DNA glycosylase
Biological process (GO): base-excision repair
Molecular function (GO): single-strand selective uracil DNA N-glycosylase activity; oxidized pyrimidine nucleobase lesion DNA N-glycosylase activity
Source: RefSeq, a predicted model, not a curated record
UAAACCAUGUUGAAACGCAAGUUGGAGAAACAGAAAGCGAACCUGGAAUGCGAGGAAAGGAAGAGAUUGGCCUUGCCAGGUCAAGGUGCAACAUCGGAACUGUUUGGUCAACCCCUGUGGCAGCAGUUUUUCAACAUCGAGGCAAAGCUCAAUGAUAGUUUGGAUCAAAUGAUUCACCAUCUUCCGCCGAACGUUAAUUGCACUUAUAAUCCAUUAGUCUAUGCGUCACAGCUGCAUUGCGACUAUUUGCGUCGUUACUUAGGUGGACCCAAGAAGCUCAUCUUUGUGGGAAUGAACCCUGGGCCAAAUGGAAUGUGUCAAACUGGUAUACCCUUUGGAAAUGUACGCACUGUGAAAGUGUUAAUGCAGCUUAAUGAAAUUGUGGGUAAGCCUCCAAUAGAGCAUCCCAAACGUCCUGUCUUGGGUUUGGACUGUCCUACGGAGGAGCCGAGCGGCGUUCGCCUCUGGGAGCUGUUUCUGCAACUGGCCGGAAAUAUGGAAACUUUCUCAAAGCAGUGCUUCGUCCACAACUUCUGCCCUCUGGCAUUUUUCGAUGAGGCUGGAAAAAAUCUGACUCCCAGCGAGCUGAAAGGACCCUAUAGAAAGGAAGUGGGAAAAUACUGCUUAGAGGCCCUUGAUGAGGAACUAUUUUUGUUGAAGCCGCUGGUAGUUGUGGCAGUAGGGAACUAUGUGCGGGACAUUUUAAAAGGUUCUAAUUACUGCAAGUCGGCUUCGGUUUCCGUGCUCCUUCUACCUCAUCCAAGUCCUCGAUCCGUGAACAACACCAACUGGCCUGAGAAGGCAAAGGCUUUUCUGGAGGAGCACAAGCUGUUGCCAUUCAUGAAAAAUGAGGCAUAAAGUCAUGCAAAUCUU